Fusarium falciforme is the source of this 1674-nucleotide messenger RNA. RefSeq names its product General amino acid permease AGP2-like protein 2. Gene Ontology annotation, cellular component: membrane. Gene Ontology annotation, biological process: amino acid transmembrane transport. The transcript has 2 exons. The coding region runs from base 1 to 1674 and encodes 557 amino acids. NCBI's taxonomy places the organism in Eukaryota, Fungi, Ascomycota, Sordariomycetes, Hypocreales, Nectriaceae. The record is from RefSeq and is a predicted model, not a curated record. Gene Ontology annotation, molecular function: amino acid transmembrane transporter activity.
AUGGGCGUAGAUAAAGGCUCCAAGACUAUCGGCCACGAUGGAUUUGACGGCUCCAAGUCCGAGGUGGCUGUCGGCGAGAGUCUUCAAAUCCCGAGGAAUCAGCUCCAGCGCCACCUCAAGAACCGGCAGAUCCAACUGAUCGCCAUCGGAGGCUCGAUCGGAACCUUUAUCUUUGUCAGCAUCGGCGGCACGCUUUCUAAAUCUGGCCCGGCAAGCUUGUUGAUUGCUUGGACACUAUACUCUUGUGUUAUCGCCUUGGUCAACAACUGCGUUGCCGAGAUGACUGUCUACAUGCCUGUUGGGGGAGGAUUUAUCCGAAUGGCAGGCAAGUGGGUUGACGACGCAUGGGGCUUCCUGGCUGGCUGGAACUUCUUCAUCUACGAAGCUCUCCUGGUCCCCUUUGAAAUCACCGCCUUGACUCUUGUGCUCUCCUUCUGGACGGAUCGAAUCCCCGCGGCCGCAGUCUGCGGAGUGUGCAUCGUUCUCUAUGGGGCACUCAACCUCCUCAGCGUGGGCGUUUACGGCGAGGCCGAAUUCUGGCUCUCGGGCGGAAAGGUGGUCCUGCUCCUUAUAGUCUUUGCCUUUACUUUCUUGACCAUGGUCGGCGCAAAUCCACAGCAUGACGUCUAUGGGUUCAGAUACUGGAAUAACCCUGGGGCAUUCGCAGCGUACCAGUCAGCUGGUGCCUUGGGACAGUUCGAGGGCUUCUUUGCAGCCUUGUCCAACGCCAUCUUCGCCAUCGUGGGCCCCGAGUAUAUCAACCUCGUGGCCGGAGAAUCGCAGCAUCCACGCACCUAUCUCAAGAAUGCCUUCAAGACGAUUUACUGGCGUUUUGGCCUCUUCUUCAUCGGUAGCGCCCUUUGCGUCGGCAUUAUCGUCCCUUACGAUGACCCUACCCUCCUAGCUAUCCUCGGAGGCGACACAGCCGGGUCUGGAACCGCAAAGGCAUCACCUUACGUUAUCGGCAUGCAAAACCUCGGAGUUGAUGUCUUGCCACACAUCGUCAACGCACUCCUCCUAACCAGUAUCUUCUCCGCUGGCAACACUUAUACCUACGCUGCCAUCAGGAGCCUAUACGGGUUAGCGCUUGAGGGUCACGCGCCUGUAUUCCUCACUAGAUGCACCAGUAGCGGUGUGCCUAUCUGGUGCGUCGGUAUCGUCAUGCUCUUCCCUUUCCUCUCCUUCUUGCAAGUUUCAAACAGCACUGGUCAAGUGUUGACCUGGCUUGUAAGCGUCAUCACGGCCGGCGGUGCCAUGAACUACAUUGUCAUCACCACAACAUACAUCUUUUUUUACCGGGCCUGCAAAGCUCAAGAGAUUGAUCGGUCUGCUUUCCCAUAUCGGGCGUACCUUCAGCCCUUUUGCGGAUAUUUCAGCCUUGUCUUCCUGGUCUUGCUGGUCGGCGCAUCCGGCUAUGCCAGCUUUGCCCCUUGGGACACUGCAGGCUUUGUCACCAGUUACGCCAUGGUCAUCCUAGCCCCUGUUCUCUUUUUCUUCUGGAAGGUUAUCAAGAAGACCAAGUUUGUCAAGCCUCUUGAAGCAGAUCUCGUGUGGGAGAAGCCGAUGAUCUACGAGUACGAAGCAUCGAUUGAGGACUCUCCCACGGGAUUCUGGCAGGAAUGCAUUGACAUGUUCCGGUGGCGCAAAGCGGGCGGAAAUGACAGGAGUGCAUGA